Molecule: messenger RNA, 2541 nt
Organism: Astyanax mexicanus (Mexican tetra)
Lineage: Eukaryota; Metazoa; Chordata; Actinopteri; Characiformes; Acestrorhamphidae
Exons: 2
Coding region: 600-2039 (479 amino acids)
Source: RefSeq, a predicted model, not a curated record
UUCAGGAGCUGCUGUUUUGCUUGUCAGGAGGCUAGUCAAGCUCAUCCACUUCCAUCCUAGGCACAUUUCAAUGAGGCAAUGCCGUAAGUUCAUCUAACAAAAUGCUUGUGUUAUAGUUCAGCUACCCGUGUUGAUAUGGUUAGGAAUUAUGUUUGUUAAUUUAGUUAAAAAUGCAUUGAGCUGUGUGAGAAGCUAACCGCAUGGUUACUGCUAGUCAGAGUACAGGACAGCUUUGUACACACAUUGUUGCUUCCAACUACAAUGUAAUGUAUAAUUAAGACAGAACAUGUGUUUUGUGUUGUUUGUUUACAGUUUUCACCUCAAUGUUAAUGAAGAAGAGUGAAUAAAUGGUCAAGCUUACUGCGACUCUGUCUUCAUUGGCUCUGGUUUAACUUGGUGUUUAGUCAGAGUUGCAGCACUCUGCACGAGAACACUAUUCACGUUUUUCCGGGCAUCCCAAGGGGGGCGUCCAUGACGUCCCACUACUUCCGUUUGCCGGUUUUUUGGUUCCGCUCGCGCUAGCGUUUCAGCGCUGCUAACCAAAACAUUGCUAGUGAGACGAAUACAGCUGGCUUUGAUACGGAUUACGUGCUUCUAAAAUGAGCUCAGGCUCGACGUGUGCAGUUGUCGGGUGCCACAACAACUCAAAAAAGUUGAAGUUGUUGUUGGAAAGUACAUGUUUUGAACACCAGCAGCUUCGUAAACACUGUCCGUGUCCGGCGCCUUAUGCUUUGCACUCCGUACCGAAGGAGAAGGGAAGGAGCCUAGCGUGGCUUGCAGCUUUAAAACUGAAAUAUCCUCCAAAGAGGAUAUAUGUUUGCUCGUUUCACUUUGUUGAAAAGAAGCCUACAGAGCUGCAUCCUGACCCGGAGCUGUAUUUGGGUUACGAAAGACCACCAGAAAAAAAGAGAAGAAAGCUAGUUCGGGUGAGCCAAACGGCAUCUACAGCCACCAACCUUAAUGAAGAUGCAGACGGUGAAUCUCAUUGCUGUGUGGCCUUCCCCCUGGAACCCUCUGACACAGGACCCUCAGGAGUUGAAAGCAGUCAAUGUACAUCUGCCUCACAGUGCCACUCCGUUCACACACAGUGGGAAGACCGCACCCUACUUGAUCAUGAUUACACAAAGACAGGCAAGGAAAAGGCUAUGCGGGACCAGAUGACACAGUGUAAUGACUUUGGGUACUUCAUGCUUCAGAAUGACACAGAUUCCCUGCUGUACACUGGCUUAAAACUUGAAACAUUUGACACCCUUGUUUCAACAAUGGAAAUGUUUAACAGCAGUGCGUUUACAAUGCCCAUAGGAGACCAACUACUGUUGACCCUUAUGAAAUUGGAACUGAACCGUGUGUUAGGAGAUCUGAGCAGGCAAUUCUGUGUAUCACAGAGUAUGGCAAGUAAGAUCAUCUCAUAUUGGAUUGACAAAUUGGAGGAAGUCUUACGACCCCUUAUUCCAUGGCUUCCAAAGGAAACUAUCCAGGCAACAAUGCCAGCCGCAUUUAAAACAUUUCCAAAUGUUACAUGUAUUUUAGACUGCAGCGAGAGCCUACUACAAAAACCCAAAAACUUGGAUUCAAGGGGAGAAUCAUAUAGCCAUUACUAUUCACACAACACAGUAAAAUAUCUUGUAGCAGUUGCCCCAUGUGGACUUAUCAUGUUCAUCUCUGCAGCUUAUGGUGGUCGAUGCAGUGAUAAAUUUCUAACAAUGGACUGUGGGAUUUUAGAUUACUUGAAUGCUGGAGAUGAAGUAAUGGCAGACCGGGGCUUUUUAAUAAGAGAUGUACUCUUUGAAAGGAAAGUAAAGUUAGUAAUGCCAUCAUUCACUAAAAAAGGAGCUCAGCUCACUGAGGAACAGGUCACUGCAACUAGAAGAAUAGCAAAUGUUAGAAUCCAUGUGGAGAGAGCAAUUAGACGUUUGAAAGUAUAUAAAAUUCUGUCACAGGUUGUACCAAUUACCAUGGCUCCUAAGAUAGACAAAAUUCUCAGAGUAUGUGCUGCCCUUGUGAACCUGAGGGAUGAACUUAUUCGUGAUUCUGAGUAAUUUUAUGUAAGGGUACAAGUAACACUACUAUAUGUAUUCUACAUUAAAUUUAAAAAGUUGUGGCCAUACAAAGCACCAGAUCUGACACUGAUCCUGUUUUUUGAGAAAUAUAUUGUAACAAAACACAGACAAAUAAAUGUCUAGAGAAAGAUAUCUUGGAACAAUGCAUGGAUGUAAUACAUUACCAGUGUUUAAUUGAUCAGCAAAUUUUAUACAUGACAAUUUACAAUAUAUUUGAUGCAUGUAACUACAAAUCUUUAAACACAGUCUUUCACAAAUAGCAUGUUUAACUCCCUACUGUGAAUAUUUGUACAGAAUGUGCACUAAAGUUGAUUAUUUAUUUGUAAAAUAUUUAGUGUUUUUUUUUUUCAUAACAGUAUGCAAACCAUUAAUAGCUUUUGAACCUUUUCUGUGUAAUGAAUUGUUUACAUUGCCUCUAACUUGUGAUUUGUAUUGUUGUUGUAGUGAAGAUCAUUUGAAUAAAACAGAAUAAAAUAUUGUA